CUGAGAGUCACAGGGAGGUGAAGGUGAGGUUUACACCCACAGAGCUGCAGGUAAGAGGCGGAGCCACCCUGAAGAGGAGAGCUGCUGCGUCACACUCAGGAAACGAGAGUUAACUUCAGAGUCAGAAACACUGCAGUCGAGACGAGUCUCUGCUUUUCUCUCUGAGACGAUUCAAAGUGACGUCUUCAGGUUUUUCUCAACAACUCAACAGAGUCUCUUCCAAACACUGACAUGGCUGCUUCUAACCUUCUGCUGUCUGAAGAUCAGUUCCUGUGCUCCGUCUGUCUGGAUGUGUUCACUGAUCCAGUCACAACACCAUGUGGACACAACUUCUGCAAAAAGUGCAUCACUGAACACUGGAAUGUGAGUGACAGGUGCCAGUGUCCCAUGUGCCAAGAGGUUUUCACCACCAGACCAGAUCUGAAGGUCAACACCUUCAUGUCUGAGAUGGUUUCUCAGUUCAGACAGUCGACUCAGCAGAAAGCCAGCAGCAGCAGCUCAGAGCAACAAGAGUCCAGACCAGGAGAAGUUCCCUGUGACGUCUGCACUGGAACCAAACUGAAGGCCCUGAAGUCCUGCCUGGUGUGUCUGGCCUCCUACUGUGAGACUCACCUGGAGCCUCACCUGACAAUGUCAGGCCUGAAGAGACAUCAGCUGAUGGACCCUGUGGAGAACCUGGAAGACAGGAUGUGUCUGAAGCACGAUAAACCUCUGGAGCUGUUCUGUAGGACCGACCAGACGUGUGUCUGCAUGCUCUGCACUGUGUUGGACCACAAGAUGCACAAUGUUGUUCCUCUGAAACAAGAAUAUGAAGGAAAGAAGGUGGAGCUGCAGAAGACAGAGGCUGAAACUCAGGAGAUGAUCCAGAAGAGACGACUGAAGAUUCAGGAGGUCCAACACAACGUGAAGCUCAGUGAGGAAGAUGCAGACCGAGAGAAAGCAGAAGGUGUUCAGGUCUUCACUGGUCUGAAGGAGUCUGUGGAGAGGAAACUGAAGGAGCUCAUCACUACGUUAGAAGAGAAGCAGAGAAGCACCAAGAAACAGGCUGAAGACGCCAUCAGAGAGAUGGAACAGGAGAUCUCUGAUCUGAUGAAGAGGAGCACUGAGGUGGAGAAGCUCUCCCUCUCUGAAGACCACCUCCACCUCCUCCAGAGUGUCCAGUCCCUCAACAUCCACCAUCCACCACCCACCAAGGACUGGUCUCAGGUCAGUGUUCCUCCAGCAUCACAUGAGGGGACUGUGAGGAGAGCUGUGUCUCAGCUGGAGGAGACGCUCAGUAACAUGAUGAAGACGCUGGUUGAAGUGAAGAUGAAGAGGGUCCAGAAGUUUGCAGUGGACGUGACUCUUGAUCCUGAAACAGCUCAUCAUCAACUCAUCCUGUCUGAUGAUGGGAAACAAGUGAAACAUGCUCAGGUACAGCAGCCACGUCUCCCCGACAAUCCACAGAGGUUCUCUUCUUGUCUCUGUGUUUUAGGAACACAGAAGUUCUCUUCAGAAAAACUUUAUUACGAGGUUCAAGUGAAACAAAAGACUGAAUGGAUUUUAGGAGUGGCCAGAGAGUCGGCCAACAGGAAGGGACUCAUCACACCGAGUCCUCAGAACGGUUACUGGACUAUAUAUUUGAUAAAUGGAAACGAGUACGAAGCUGCUGAUGAUCCUCCAGUUGUUCUCUCCCUGAAGUCUGGGCCUCAGAAGGUGGGGGUGUUUGUGGACUAUGAGGAGGGUCUGGUCUCCUUCUAUGACGUAGAAGCUGCAGCUCUCAUCUACUCCUUUACUGGCUGCUCCUUCAAGGAGAAACUCCUCCCAUACUUCAGUCCUGGUAAUUAUCUUGGUGGUAUAAACUCUGCUCCUCUGAUCAUCUCUCCUGUUGGAGUAAACUAAUCACUCUCUUUGGUUAUUGUAAUGAUUUUAAUCAUUGAAGAGAAUAAAUGUACAUAUCUUGUCUUAAUAUCAUGCAGUUGAACUUGACAUCUUACUGUUUACUGUGGUGAUUGAUUUACACGUAAUUAUUAAAUGUAUCCCGUUACAUAUAAACACAUUAAUCUCUUAAACUCUGCAUCAUGACACAUUAAAUGUAGAAUUUAAAUUCAAAUCUUUGUUAAAUCUAAGACAUUUAUUUCUACGUCCAGAAGAAAGAUCCAGAAAAGUAAAGCCUGGUUGACAGAAGUUGUUUCAUGACAAAUAAAUUGUAUUCUGUGACUUUCAUAAUAAAAGAUGUUUACAAGCCA
Molecule: messenger RNA, 2228 nt
Organism: Pseudoliparis swirei
Lineage: Eukaryota; Metazoa; Chordata; Actinopteri; Perciformes; Liparidae
Product: E3 ubiquitin-protein ligase TRIM39-like
Exons: 2
Coding region: 232-1881 (549 amino acids)
Molecular function (GO): protein binding; zinc ion binding
Source: RefSeq, a predicted model, not a curated record